UUACCAGACAGUGUCAGCAGGCUCGGUUUCAGUUAAGCGUGGUGAGGAUUUGGUUAGGAAAUUGAAGGGUUGUUAGUUAUUAGUUAUUCUAGGAGUAAUUUCUCCCGCCAUUGUUUCCCCUACACCAAAUGGCUUCACUAUUUGCUAAAUCCCUUUCUCUGCUUCAUUUCUCAUGCGCCUAUUCUUCUUACCGCAAGAACAAGGUCUUUCCUUGUGUUAUAAUACAAAAUUCGUUGCUCCAAGGGUGGAGGACCGGUUCCUUCCAGAAACUCAACCCGAAUAUUACGCACAUAUCAAGGGAAUCAAAGAGGAGGAAAACUUUGAUCUGUGCAGUCAGUCAAGAUGCUGAGGAAUCAUUUAAAAAGACUGUAGAAGUAGAUAGGUUGAUAGAUAUGCUGAGAGAUGCAAGUCCGAGAGAACUUCAGCAGCUUGUUGUCGAAAAUGUCCUUGCUUUCAAUACGGCGUUUUGGAUACGACUCGCAGCAAGAAGUGACACCUGCAAAUCAGAGGAUGAUAAAAAAGAUUAUGAAGAAUUGGCAGUAUCAGUGAUGAGCAUUGUGGAUUGUCUUGUCCACAAGACUAAAGAAAAGAUUGAAUCAGCUACUGAUGUUCUCAAAUCAAUUUUGAAACCUGUCGUCGAUGAGGAGGAAGAGAUUCCAUGGCCUCCUAGAGAUCCAGAUACUCUCAAGCUAAUGGAGAAAGAGAUAAUUCACAGGGAGCAAGAAGGCCAGCUGGAUGAAGGAUUCCUUGCAGAAGUCAGUGCACAACUACGGCAAGCAAACGAAGAUGGGGAUAAACCUGGACUCGAGGCAAUGCUACAAAAGGUUUUGCAACUCUAUGCUUCCAAGGUUCUUUCAAAACGUAGUUAUGCACAGAAAGGAGAUGAAGUUUUGAAGGCCGAGCAGUUUCUUGAGACCAUAAUUAAAGCUCCUGAGGAAGAGUGGAACAAGCUUUUGAUUAAUGGCUUGACAGUUGGCAAGGGAGAAAUUUCUCCUGAAGAAUUUUAUGCUGUCGUCAAGAAAAGAAUCGAGCGGAUGUUGAUAAGAACAGAGGGAGGUUCUUACGAGCAGCGCAUUCUUAGUGAAUAUCUUAAUGGCAUCCAAUCAAGAGCGGAGGAGAUUGUCCAAGUUCUUCAGGGCAGAUCAUAAUAUCAACAGACAUGAAAACAUAUCCCAUAAGGUAUUGAUACUGUAUAGAAUCUGCAGGGAAGUACCCAUUUGAAUAAGAGAACGAAGAACAAGGACACUAAGCACGUGAGACGAAAGAGGCUGUAGAUUGUGUGCAGUAUUAUCUUUUUCAACAUGUCAGGCAAUUAUCUUCUUCAGCUCGAGAAUUUUCUUAUCUGAGACCAGACCAAUAUAGCAUCAAUAAUCCUUUUCUGUAAGCCAGUUUAUGCAUGCAUUUCUUUUCCCAACAGUGCCUCAUUCAUAUUUAUUGAUCCCCUUAUCAAAAAGAAAAGGCAACUAAAGUUUGUAAAGAGACCUUCCAAGACUAUCUUUGUAUACUCCAAAUUUUUUAUUAUAAAAAAUUAUUUCAUAAAA
Messenger RNA from Ricinus communis (castor bean), 1541 nucleotides. RefSeq lists its product as uncharacterized. The transcript is spliced from 11 exons. The coding region runs from base 129 to 1148 and encodes 339 amino acids. The record is from RefSeq and is a predicted model, not a curated record. Lineage: Eukaryota; Viridiplantae; Streptophyta; Magnoliopsida; Malpighiales; Euphorbiaceae.